Trichobilharzia regenti is the source of this 1306-nucleotide messenger RNA. NCBI's taxonomy places the organism in Eukaryota, Metazoa, Platyhelminthes, Trematoda, Strigeidida, Schistosomatidae. The record is from the annotation of a GenBank genome assembly.
UAAACACUGGACAUUUUACCAAAGCCGACAGAUAAGCGAAUUCCAAUGGAUCCAUUACCCAUCCAGUGUCCCUUGCCUAUCUCAACCACUAUGCCAUCCUACUCAAAAUUAAAUCAUCGUCGACGAAUAACAUGUAAUAUCUGUGGUCUACCCUUUGGUUAUGUAACUAUGUCUACAGCAUACAUUGAAUCAAAUCUAAAUAAACUGUAUGAAAUAAAUAAAGAAAUUAUUCGACAUUUUAUAAUUCCCGGGAUGGAUAAUAAUACCACAGAGAUGACCAUAGAACAGAAACAACGAUUAGUUUAUGAACAUUUGAAGACGGAACAAAAUGUCAAUAAUAAUAGUAAUGAUAAUAGUCAUAGUAAUAACCAGAACAGAAUACUACGAGAAAAUCUUAAUGUUCACGAGACAGAUAAUCGAUAUUUUAUGGCAAUAUUUUUACAAGAUGCUAUUAAUAUUCAUGUUAAACCACGGAGUAGUAGAUCAAGGUCAAACGAUUCAAUACUCAGUAGUGAAGUUUGUUUAAACCAGAGAAGCAAUGUAGAGCGGAAUAAACAAAUUCAGGAUAAAAUAGAUGAAGCAUUUAUCCCUGUAUUACCGCAUAUAUUACAACUGAAUGAUAAAAUACAUCAUGCAGCUUGUAAUGUGCUUUGUGCUGGAUGUAAUACAGUCAUCGGUGUACGAUAUAUACCACGGGCUAAUCAUAUUGGUAUGAAACCAGCUUCGUUAUUAUUGAAGGAGUAUAUUAAGGAGCGUAACGCUACUACUCAUAACGCUACUGAUACUAAUCCUUAUAUUACUAAUAUGAAUUCAUCAGAUUUCAAAGAAUUCACAUCUUAUGAUCUACCUGAAUGGGGAUGUGAAAUUCCAUCAGUGACAUCAGAAGAUGAUGGUUGGAUAACUAUCUCACUACAAUGUGUAUCUAUCCAGCCGCUGUUUAGUUUAAUCGGUCUAGAUCAAUUCUCUAUACGUUACCAAGGUGUUGAAUUAAUGCCAAGACAUUAUCAUAGUAUUGAAUCAUCGAAUGAAUUCUCACAGAAUUCUGAGACAUGGAUGUAUCCUACACGACGAAUCGAUAAAUCUUGUCGAUUAGGUAAACAUCGUGAAGUCGGUUGGAGUAAAACCUUCUAUGAUUUGGAAAGGCUUGAUAAAACUGUACCCUAUUCAAUGGUCUAUGGAGAUUUAAUAACAGGGACUAUCAGGAGAUUAUAUGAUAUAUAUCCUGAGAAGAAAAUUAUUAAAAUUACCAGUCAAUGAAGUCUGGUUCAUUUGACAACACCGCUUUCUGGCAGUUGGAUGGAAAGAU